Messenger RNA from Micromonas pusilla CCMP1545, 228 nucleotides. RefSeq lists its product as uncharacterized. The transcript has a single exon. Lineage: Eukaryota; Viridiplantae; Chlorophyta; Mamiellophyceae; Mamiellales; Mamiellaceae. The record is from RefSeq and is a predicted model, not a curated record. Bases 1 to 228 code for a protein of 75 amino acids.
AUGAACGCGUACGAGACGACCCUCGGCAAGGGCGCGUGGGACGCGGACGCCAACAGAGAGAUCCCCCCCGACAAGGAGGCCGCGGUGUUCGAAGAGACGCCCACGGACGAGCACCCGUUCUACCAGCCGAACGGGUUCGGGUUACCGACGGUGCCGCCGCGGAAGGACACGGAGCACCUCGGGUUCCACUGCCAAGGCGCGUUCGUCGCGCGAUCGAGCGCGCGAUGA